Messenger RNA from Lottia gigantea (owl limpet), 201 nucleotides. RefSeq lists its product as hypothetical. The transcript has a single exon. The record is from RefSeq and is a predicted model, not a curated record. The annotation marks the transcript as partial. NCBI's taxonomy places the organism in Eukaryota, Metazoa, Mollusca, Gastropoda, Lottiidae.
GAACAACUGUCCAGUGGGCAACUGUCUGGUGAACAACUGUUCAGUGAACAACUGUUCAGUGAACAACUGUCCAGUGGGCAACUGUCUGGUGAACAACUGUUCAGUGAGCAAUUGUCUGGUGAACAACUGUUCAGUGAACAACUGUUCAGUGGGCAACUGUCUGGUGAACAACUGUCUGGUGAACAAUGGUUCAGUGAGUAA